Molecule: messenger RNA, 1149 nt
Organism: Plenodomus lingam JN3
Lineage: Eukaryota; Fungi; Ascomycota; Dothideomycetes; Pleosporales; Leptosphaeriaceae
Source: RefSeq, a predicted model, not a curated record
AUGUGGUGGUACUACAGCAGCCAGCAACUCGCCCUUUUCGUGAACGAGGCGGAAGAGUUCAAGACGCGUGGGAAUGACGUUACUGUGUGUUUGAGGGAGUCAGGUGUGGCGAAGUCGGCUUCCAAGGAGGGACCAGAGCACAGAGCCACGGAGCAAGAGUCAGGGUCCAUGGUUCAGCCUGGAGUACGCCUUCGUGCGGCGAGUGAGGCAAGCCAUGGGAAACAGACGACGUCACGGAGCAGCUGCAAAUGCAGAUGGCAAGGUUUCAGUGGUUACUCUCUGCUGAGGCCAUUCGUCACCGUCGCAUGCGUUGCCCGGCCAUUGGCAAGCUGGUCUGGUUAUCGGGUGAAGGGUACCGGCAAUGGGUAUGGAGGGGCAGUGGGAGGUGGUGGCAUCGCAUUGGCAACGGACAGAAAGCUGGGGGAGGAUGGACCCUGGUGCUCGGCGCUGUUUACGAUGGGCGCGGCCAAGCAUGCAUGUGCGGAUGGGUACAGAAGGGAAUGGUGGGAUCAAACGGGUAACCCGCACGCCCGCGUAAUGGCGUGGGGCUUUCGUUGGUGCGUGUGUAAAAUACCGCACUGUGGUGCUUUGAGAGAGGGCAUGGCAUGGAGCGAAGGGAGGGGGGAGAGGUGGAGAGAGGCGGAAAAGGGCGAGAUGGGAGAUGGCACACAAGACACUCAGUUAGUUGAGGGGGGCAACGGGCUGAUGCCGCCAUGUUUCGGCGAUGAGAACAAGGGCUGGAAGAGAGAAGAGCAGCAGCAUCGUACUAUGCGCGAGCUCAGCUUGACAUGCAGCGGUAUGCAUGACAGGUACUGGGUACUGGGAGUGGUGGUCACACUGGUGGUUGAAUCCAUGUACAUACACCCCGUUCGUUGGCCUGUUUUCUGUCCGUCGUCCCUAUCGUGCAUCCAUCCACACACCCACGUCCAUCGGCUCGGCGGCGGCGGCGGCGGCGGAUCCAUGAAAAGCCAAUUCCAAUGCUGUGUUCUUAUUGCGUCUUCGAUCGACUAUGCUUGUGCUGUGUGCUACGCCGCGCUGUUUCUGUUCUGGGAGCGCCUGUGCGUUGAAACCUGCUUUUCCGUGUCCAGAAGGUACUGGGCUGCCCGAGAGAAGAAAAAAAGGCCUUUCUUUGUCUCCGUCGGAUGCUGA